This is a messenger RNA of Fusarium verticillioides 7600, 423 nucleotides long. RefSeq lists its product as hypothetical. NCBI's taxonomy places the organism in Eukaryota, Fungi, Ascomycota, Sordariomycetes, Hypocreales, Nectriaceae. The record is from RefSeq and is a predicted model, not a curated record. The coding region runs from base 1 to 423 and encodes 140 amino acids. The transcript has 3 exons.
AUGGCCAAUGCUGAGCCGUUACAUGGCCCUAGUCAUGUACACGAAGACCAAUGUGAGCAAUGGGGGAUUUUCUCGGCAGCGGCGUCGUUGCCAAAUGCCCAGACAAAGACCAGCUCACUUUUUUCCUCGGCCGAGGAAAGAAAUGGGCCAUAUCAUGAACAACCCUGGGGUCCAGAGUCUAUGUCUGGGUCUGGUGUCGCUGUGUACUGUACAUCCGAGCGAGUGAGGAUGAAGGCAUCAAACAAGACGUUGUCAUGCACCCUCUCACUGCACCCGGUGCCGCCGCCGGCUACUGGGACGAAUCCGAAUUACCCCGAUGCUCGGUUCACAGCAUGUAAACUCGGUGAAGCGUUUGCCAAAAUUAACCUGUCAUCAGUCAGUUAUCUCCAGCUGCCAAGUGAUGAUCUUCUCGUCCCUCUUUGA